AUGGCGGAGCGGCAGGAGGCUCUGAGGGAGUUCGUGGCGGUGACGGGUACCGAGGACGACCGGGCUCGCUUCUUCCUGGAGUCGGCCGGCUGGGAUCUGCAGAUCGCCCUAGCGAGCUUUUAUGAGGAUGGAGGGGACGAAGACAUUGUGACCAUUGCGCAGGCAGCCCCCAGUUCGUUACCCAGAGGCACAGGCCCCAGCGAUAACAGGGUAACUUCCUUCAAAGACCUCAUUCAUGACCAAGAUGAAGAUGAGGAAGAGGAAGAAGGCCAGAGGUUUUAUGCCGGAGGCUCAGAGAGAAGUGGACAACAGAUUGUUGGCCCUCCGAGGAAGAAAAGUCCCAAUGAGCUGGUGGAUGAUCUGUUUAAAGGUGCCAAGGAACAUGGAGCUGUAGCUGUGGAGCAAAUGACCAGGAGCCCUGGAGAGACCAGUAAACCAAAACCAUUUGCUGGGGGUGGCUACCGCCUUGGGGCAGCACCAGAGGAAGAGUCUGCUUACGUAGCAGGAGAAAGGAGGCGGCAUUCCAGCCACGAUGUUCAUAUAGUGUUGAAGCUCUGGAAGAGUGGAUUCAGCCUGGACAAUGGUGAACUCAGAAGCUACCAAGACCCAUCUAAUGCCCAGUUUCUGGAAUCAAUCCGCAGAGGGGAGGUGCCAGCAGAGCUCCGGAGGUUAGCUCAUGGUGGGCAGGUGAAUUUGGACAUGGAGGACCAUCGAGAUGAGGACUUUGUGAAGCCCAAAGGAUCCUUCAAAGCCUUCACUGGCGAGGGUCAGAAACUGGGCAGCACUGCACCCCAGGUAUUGAAUACUGACUUUCCAGCCCAGCAAGCAGAAAAUGAAGCCAAAGCCAGCUCUUCUGUCUCAAUCGACGAGUCACAACCUACCACAAACAUCCAAAUACGGCUUGCUGAUGGCGGGAGGCUGGUGCAGAAAUUUAAUCACAGCCACAGGAUCAGUGACAUCCGACUCUUCAUUGUGGACGCCCGGCCGGCCAUGGCCGCCACCAGCUUUGUCCUCAUGACUACUUUCCCGAACACAGAGCUGGCUGAUGAGAACCAGACCCUUAAGGAAGCCAACCUGCUCAACGCCGUCAUCGUGCAGCGAUUAACAUAA
Molecule: messenger RNA, 1110 nt
Organism: Pipistrellus nathusii (Nathusius's pipistrelle)
Lineage: Eukaryota; Metazoa; Chordata; Mammalia; Chiroptera; Vespertilionidae
Source: the annotation of a GenBank genome assembly